CCAAUGGGGUGCGAGAUGCCCGCAGGUUCGAAGCUGGUGGCGGCGCGCGGGUAACGACCUGGUGGGGGAUGCGCGCGGCGGCGCCGAUCCUCGCACAGCCGUUAACGGCCGCUCGCGGGCGCCGCGCUUAGCGGCGGGCUCCGCGGCGGCUGCCGGGUAGUGCUAGCACUGUCCCCCCUCGGUCUCUCUGCCGCCUUCCUUCCUCGCGAGCGAUGGACGUGUCGAGGGGCUUCUUCGGGAAGCUGCGCGUUUUAGCCCUCACGCUGGAGAAGGAGGCGAAGCAGCUCGAGCGGGCUCUGCGUAGGGAGGACGCAGACUAUGAAGAUGAAUCUCCAGUAAGAGUCUUACACGACCUGCACUGUGAAGUCAGAACUCUGAAGGGAGAUGUUAACACCAGUCUCGAUAAGAGUUGCUCUGAAAGGCAAGAAAUUCAUGACUUUAUGAAGGCGAGUGAAAUACUGAUGCAAAGAAAUGCAGCAGAUCUUGGAAAAAUAAGAGAGCUGUUCCAGAAAUAUGGCUAUAAACCACCUGUCAAAGACUCCACAGAUGAGGAAGAAGAGGAAGAGGAAGUUAAUGGUCAAUCAAAAGUGUCUGUCCAGAAUAAGUCUGAUCAAGAAAAAGUAGAUGAUGCGCCUCAUCUUCCUGCUUGUACUGAGAAGCCACUGGUCCCCAGAGACCCUUUGCGUAACCCCCAGCUUUCUGAUUUUGGUCUUUCACAGUAUGCUUUCUCCAGGUCUUGGAGUGCAAUGAAUGGACAACACCCAACAAAUGCACAUCCAGAAAAUUCAAAAAAGAGGACUCCUGUAAAAACACAGGCCCCCACUAUUUUGCCCAAAACACCAAAAUGUAUGCUAAGGAUGGAUGACUAUGAGUGUUUAACACCAAAACUUGAACAUUUUGGCAUUAGUGAACAUACUAUGUGUAUGAAUGAAGAUUAUACAAUGGCACUUCUUCAUAAAACUGCUCAGACAAGCAAAAACUUGCCUAAGAAAGACGAUCAUGAAGUGAAUGUAGCAGAAAUGACAUCCAGGGAAAUCAUGGUUACUCCUGGGCCAAAAACAAAAGAGACUGAUGGGAAUGCAGCUGAUUGUAUGGCUUCUCCUCAGAUACCCAUGUUCUGUACACCGGGUGUGAAAAUCCCUUCCAGAACAGAUAGUGUGGUAUUAUCAAAAUCACCAGAGACAAAUGAAAUACUUCCUCCUAGUCAUACAGGAACGCCACCACUUCCAGAUUUUGAAACAAGAUGGCUAAAAAUAGAAACUAAGCAUGUAGAGCAGGGGGAAAAAACUGAAUCAGUGACAGAAGAUGAUGCAAUAAAUAAGCUAUACAUAGAAGAUAGCAUUCCAUCUGCUGUAAGCUCUGAUGAAUAUCUUAAACAUUUCGAAGACCCUUCUCCUCCCAAAAUAAAGGACUAUGAGCAUUUAAUUAAUACUCCUCCACCACCAGAAAUAACAAGAAUACCAGAUGAUGUUCUACAGAUUCUGUCGAAGUAUAAUCAAAAAAUAGACUCUUCUAAAGCCAAGAAGAUGGAGACCAAAGCAGGAAAUACUACAAGAUUUGAAAGUGAUUUCACAGAUUAUUGCAACAAAGAGAACAGACAUUUAGCCAGAGGCACCCAGGGAAGAGGUCAGCUGAGGUUCAUACUUCUGUGGCAGUCACGGGAAGGUGAAACCACACUGAAGCAUUUGCGCUGAAUGCUUUGCUACUGAAGGCAGUUUUGCUUUUUCAUUUCCCAGUCAUUUUGCUUCUGAGGCUGCCAGAAAUAAAGCCAAGAGGUUGUUGCUGUUUUCCUUUGAGGAGUGUGAAGACCUGCCCUGGGCUGUGUCCACGAGCAUGUUUGACCCUUCACUGUGUCCCAUGCCAGAAGCAAAGCCAAACUACCUUCAGAGCAGCUCCAUGAGUCACAGGCACAGGCUUACUUGCUGCUGUUGCUUUGUAACUUGACUGCAUUUAAUUGCUGAGAAUUAUGCUUAAAGACAGUCAAAGCAAGAACCAGAACACAAACAUGAGGAAAUGCCAAGAUUCCUGUGUACCUCUAAUUGCAGGUCUCUCUCUGUGUUUGGUAAGAGGCUGGUAAAAGAUGUAAUUACAUACUGGUUACCACAGGACUCACCUUGUUCAUUUUGCAGCACAGAUGAUGCCACAUGGUGAGCAGGCCACUUCGUUGUGGUCUCACUUUCCUGUUCACCCAAUUCCAUAGCGCGCCAAAAGCCAGACUGCUGCUCUGACAGCUGCUGCCCAGCACAGAGGCAGGGGUGUGCCUGCUGCCGUGGUCCUGAGUCUGCCCAAACCUGCUGGCGGUGACAGAAAGCACUGCGCCUGCUACAUCUGCACUUCUAAUAGCAGCAGUUUCCCAGAGCGCCUCGUGCUUGCACCAGAGCUGGUUGCUUUCACCCUGGGAAAACAUCCCACCCCUGGCCAUGCUGGACUAGUGCCACUGCCACUUCUGGCCUUACUGUUCUUCCCCACAGAGUAGCAGGGAUAUCGUCAUUCCUCGAUCACUCUUAAAAAAGGGGUGAGGACCACUGUUUGACUUUUUCUGUCUUAAGGGAAAAAACAACUGCAGGUGCUUCUGCAAAUGAGGGUCUUUAAUGAAGGCUGAAAUGGCAAGUCCCUAAUUUGGAAGCUAGUUGGGGGCGGGGGGGGGGAACAGAAGAGGGUCAACCAUGAGCAGAACUGUAUCAAUAAAUCACUCAGGCUACACUGUAUCAAGGACUCUGGUGGGAAAAAUCACAGCUCGACAGAAAGCACAGCUCACGCUCCACAGGUAGGAACAUUUCAGCCAUAGCCUCUGCUCUGCUAAGGUCUUAAAUGAGGAGGGUGAAGACCCCAAGGAGCAGAACGUUGCUGCACACCGCUGCUGCUCCCAGUGUUGCCUUUCUCUCAGCACACUAUCAUCAUGUGCAGAAAACAAGCGCCUGGCUCUUUCCUGGCCAACUGGGUGCUCAGGGCCCCUCUGCAGAGGAAUGCAGUGCUAGGACGGCUGGCACAUGCCGUAAAACUCAAGACUCCUUGGUGGCCCUAGUUCUCCCUCUGCAGCAACAGACAAACAGCCAGGAGAUGGCUCAUCCCUUGUCUCUCCUCUCCCUUUGAGGUGUGCUAACUAACAUCAGCCGCUUUCCCCAAGAGCGGCACCCAGCUCACAGACCAGAACUCCAGUUCCCCAAGGACAACAAGAAGCCCUGGUGCUACCUUUUGCUCCAUUUUGAGCUUCUGGAAGCCAUUUGCUACACAUCCACCAACAACCUCCAGCUUCAUCAGUAACUUAUGUUUUAGGCCAUACUUGAACUGUUAGUUGGUUUGGCUUUGCCCUGACACCCAAGGAUUGCAGUAACCUGAGGAACUGGUGCUCGAUACAAGCUGCAAGUAUUUGUAAAGUCAUCUUGUGUAAUGUUCACAGUUGUAGCUAUUCAGUAGACAAAGGUAGCUAUGAGGAGAGAUGCAUCUUCCCAAAUGCUAUGGAAGCUAAAACUGGGCCUGGGCCUUGCAGUUGGCAGAUGCUGACACUAUACUCUUUGCAGUGAACGUGUACGAGCGAACUGUCUCACAGCCUCCACUCCCCAGGUUACUGGGUCAAGAGCAGCCUGGUGGUCAGGGCCAGGUGGACUCCCUUCCACACCUAUUACCAGAGUACAAACUUGCUGCUUCACCCUCCCUCUAUUCAUCUAAAUUGCAGGCAACAGCUUCUGUGGGCAGGGAGCAUACAAUUAUAUUUUCAUUAGGUUGAAAAUAUAGGCUGGUCAACUAGUCCCACCCAUGCUAUUUUAAUAUUUUGGGCCUGUUCCUCAUGCCACUUAAGUCAACCUCCAUCUGAAAACACUGAAUUUCUUCUAGCCAGGUCUCUACAGAUAUCCCAUCUUCUCAAAAAAAUGCAAGACAUGGAAAGAUAGUUUUAUACCUUCCAUUUCUAAAUAUACCAACCCCUUUAAAAUUCAAAUAAGACAAGAGUGCUGAAUCAGUCCAUUCUCCAAUAAGGUCAGCAGCUUCUCAAUAUCCUGGGAUAUAUGGUGCCACAGAGACCACUUCAGAAUAUCAUGGCUUGGCAUCAUCCUUGUACAAGAUGGAGCAGCCAUCCAGUGCCCUGGAAAGCCACAGUGUUCUGCCCUCACCCUCACUCUCCUGCUGGAGGACAGCCAGCCUUACACAACUCUACCUUCUACUCAAUACAUCCACGUCAGCAGCAGGGAGAACAACGGUGAGCUGGCCUGCCUACCACCACACUCUUCAGAGGCUCAUCCUCCCAAAGGCAGCCGUCAAUGGUUUAAAGAAUCCUCCCGUGAAAGGAAUCCCCAUUAGGCCACCUACCCCUAUACAAGCAGCCCAAAAGUUACCACACAAAGGCUUUGGGCCCUACUUUUAUAGAUUUCAACUUCUGCUUAAAAGCCAACUUCAGAAUUUCUCUGCGAAAAUCCAGUUAAGACGACAAAAAAAACCCCAAACAAAAAACCCACUAUCAAAGUCAAAAGAUAACAACAUCAAUCUUUAUUCCAAACAAGACAGAACUGCAGAACACCUGCAAUAUUUCUGGUCAUAUUUUACAGAAGUCUUGAAACAUUGGACACACAAACUUACUUUUCAAACUAUAACAAUGAGGAAAAGGAUGAUGAUGCUUCUAAAAAGUCUCCCUUCUAAAGAAAUUCAGUAAAAAUUAAGGUUUAAAAGUUAACUCAUUUCUGAUGCUUAGCUUUGUUUUCAGGUGUUCUUGCUUAGCAACAAAAGCAAAAAGUAAGCCUGCUUUAGAACAGCAAGAAGGAAUAAACUGAAAAUGUAGUCAUACAAAGAAGCAACAGUUUAGUAUGGUCUCAUGCGGCUGGAUGGGGGUGGUGCACGAUUUGGAGGAGUAAUUGCUAUAUCCAAGUAGUCUCCUAUCUGGAAUUUCUGAGACUGCAAUGUCAUGGAGUCAUCUGUGCCCUUCCUACCUGACAUCGUGCUGCCAAUCUCCUUCACCCUGCACAGUGGGGACAAAAUGCAAGUUAGUUAGCAGAAGCAAAUCUUUCUAGGUUUCCAACACAGGAAAAAUAUCAUGUCAUUACAACCUUCCUGUUCCAUCCUCUGCACUGUUUUUGGCACUUAGCUAUGUUCACAGUAUGGUUACUUCUUCCAGUACUGGGUAAAAAAGAAGCUACAUUAAGUCUUCUCUCUGACGGGGCAGCAGGGUGAGGCUGGAGGUGGAACCUACUACUACAUUAAGGGUAACACCUAGAGAGAUGGGAGGGAAC
Molecule: messenger RNA, 5219 nt
Organism: Dromaius novaehollandiae (emu)
Lineage: Eukaryota; Metazoa; Chordata; Aves; Casuariiformes; Dromaiidae
Gene: SKA3
Product: spindle and kinetochore associated complex subunit 3
Exons: 9
Coding region: 213-1694 (493 amino acids)
Biological process (GO): chromosome segregation; mitotic cell cycle
Cellular component (GO): spindle microtubule; kinetochore; outer kinetochore
Source: RefSeq, a predicted model, not a curated record